AGCGCGGUCCAAUAAUUUGUCUGUCUGGUUACGGACAGAGAGCGUGAGAGCUUGUCGGGGCCCAAUCAGCGCUUUUGUAUUGCCUGCCAGUGCAGGGGACUGACUGGUUGUGAGGAUUUACUGCAGCGCCCCAGGAUCCCAAAGCCAAACCCGAAGCCAGUGGAACCUGCGGGGUGAAGGCGAGUCAGUCCAUUAUGGAGCGACUGAAUGAGGAGGCGGUGCGGCUGAGCCUGCUGAAGCGAGGCCUGGACUCCUCCUCGCCUGCAGGUGGCGCCACGAGCAGUGAGCGAGACGAGCUGCUCUCCAAACGCAUCAAGAUGGAGGGCCACCAAGCCAUGGAGCGCCUCAAGAUGCUGGCCUAUCUGAAACGCAAGGACCUGGCCAGCCUGGAGGGGGGAGUGUUGGGAGGGGUCUCAGGAGGUGGGGCUCUAGGGGGUGAGGUCAAGGGUCAUGGGUCUUCAGGGGGAGGGGCUUAUGAGGAGAAGACCAAUGGGAGCCUCCGUGGUCAAGUUGUGGGAGCCCAUGGCAUGGUGGGAAAGAGCGGGAAGGAGAACAUGGGCGAGGAGCCGGUGGAUUUCAGCGCCCGGAGAGGUGACGUUGACCGGGAGCGACACACACCCUCCCCUGAUGUGAUCGUUCUGUCAGACAAUGAGGCGUCCAGUCCAAGAGGGCCCAGCCAAGGGGAAGAACGCCUGAGGGUAGCGAACCUGGAGAUGUUUAAGGGUAAGACAGGGGAGGAGAGGCAGAAGAUGAUCAGGGCUCUGAGAGAGGAGCUGAGGCUGGAGGAGGCCCGGCUGGUGCUGCUGAAGAAGCUGAGGCAGAGCCAAAUGCAGAAGGAGAACCUGGUGCAGAAGGUCCCUGUGGUCCAGAACACAGCGUCUGCCCUCCAGAGCGGUGCCGUCCACGGGGCUCAGAGCAUGAGCAAGAUGUCUGGCCGCCCUGGCCACCACACCCCAGAGCCCCAGAACCAUCGCACUGCACAGGGUCACUCAGUGAUCAGGUCAGCCACCAACAGCUCCAUGUCUCAGAUGAUGAUGUCACAGAGCAGGGUGAUAGCGCCCAAUCCUGCCCAGCUGCAGGGCCAGAGGCUGGCACAGCAGAAGCAGGGUGGCAUGCGCUCCUCGACUGGCAGCUCUAACAACGCCGUUAGCUACCAGCAGCAGGUGGCAGCUUCUCAGCGCUCUGGCUCCUCCUCCUCCUCGGCCAUCUACAUGAGCUUGACCCACAUGCAGCCACACACAGCCCAGGGGGGGACAUCGGUGGGCUCUUCCAUGGUAGACACAGCCAGUAGCCAGGCGGCCGCCAAGCUAGCCCUGAGGAAGCAGUUGGAGAAAACCCUGCUGGAGAUCCCGCCUCCAAAGCCACCGGCACCGCUCCUCCACUUCCUGCCGUCAGCGGCCAACAGCGAGUUUAUCUACAUGGUGGGCCUGGAGGAGGUUGUGCAGAGUGUCAUUGACAGUCAGGGUAAACUGCGUUUGCCCUCCUCCAUGGAACCCUUUUCUUGUGCCCAGUGCAAGACGGACUUCACCCCUCACUGGAAGCAGGAGAAGGGUGGGCGCAUACUCUGCGAGACCUGUAUGUCAUCCAAUCAGAAGAAGGCACUGAAGGCCGAGCACACCAAUAGGCUGAAGAACGCCUUCGUUAAGGCUCUACAGCAGGAGCAGGAGAUUGAGCAGAGAAUCCAGUUGCAAGCCGCUCUUGCCACCAGUUCAGCUCAAACUGUUCCAAGCGUCAGUAAGGCUGAGUCCAUGAGCAGACAUCACACACACAGACAGGCGCCUCAGCCCCAGGUGACCCAGUCACAGGCCUCCCUCCAACGGGGUAUGUCUGGCUCAGCCCGGGGUGUUCUGUCUAACUUCGCCCAGGCUUCCCAGCUCUCAGUGGCCAGCAGCCUGCUGGGCAUGACUGGAAAGCGCAGUGGACAGCUGAGCACUAGUGGGCACAGCCGGGCACAGCAGCAGCAACAGCAGCAACAGCAGCAACAGCAGCAACAGCAGCAACAGCAGCAACAGCAGCAACAGCAGCAGCAGCAGCAGCAGCAGCAGCAUCACGACAACCGCCGCCAGCUCUACAGCAUCCCUGGGGUGAACAUUGCCUACCUGAACCCAGGCAACGUGGUCGGCCACAAGGGGUCGAGCCUGGCUGACCGCCAGAGGGAAUACCUGCUGGACAUGAUCCCGCCUCGCUCCAUAUCCCAGUCCAUCAGCGGACAGAAAUGAACCUCACCCCGCCCGACGCAAUACCACAGCCCUUCCCCACACCACACCCCAACCCCCAUCGCAUGCAGUGCCUGUUAGUGUGCCUACCAAACUAACCUGUAUGAAGAACACAAUCAACGAGUCAAAAGAGGCCACCAAACUCUGAAAUGACUUUUCAUUUGAACGUGAUGCAAACCCCUUUUAAUUCCUCUUGUUAUUAAUAUCGUCAUUAGUGCUAUGGAUGUUGUUACUACAUUGCCGCUACCAGUUAUGAGCGUGCCCAUCUUUGUGGAGAACCCCUGUCUUUAUAUGCUUGUGGCAGUGUCCCGAGUGUGGGGUGUCUUUUGUUUUUGAUUUAUGCGCUUGUUUUUGAAGCAAUAUUUUGUCUCGCUUGAGCUUUCCUUACCGGACUCAAGUCUUUGUUAUGUCGGGAAUUACCAAGCUAUCUUUUUGAGAACUGCACCACUCUCCAAUCCCUGCUCUUAGUCUGAUUUAUGAUUUCAACCAUCACUCUUGUUUUUCCACAUUUGGUUGUGAAUUGUUGGAGGAGGAAUUCUACCAGCCCGGCCAAACCUUUGUUUUAAAAAGGUGAUUGUGAUGGUUUAACUUUGACCUGAAUAUGUCAAGCCUUUGAGCUUGAGCUUUCUUCAAAGAUUUGUGGGGAGAAAAGAGGAUGUUUGAGACCCUGGAGUUGUCUGGAGCAAUGCUCCUCUAACUGAUUGUUGAAACAAGCAAGGAUGGAUACAUAUCCCACAAAGAGAGAGCCCAAUGCACCAUCUGGACUUGGAUUGGAUGCACCGCUGAAAAAAAUACUACUCCCAUUGUACAUGAAGGCAUAGAAACUGAACCUAUAGCAGAGUUGCCCUGUAUCCUUUCACCUUUUCAUUUGAGGCAGAUGGGGGGUGGGGGGGCUGUAGUUCAGAAGUUAGUAUCCUAAAGCAUAUAUAAUUGAUGGGGUAUUGAUUGGAGAUAUCAUUUAGAGGGUUUUGAUUGGCAGAGAGAUCAUGUGAUCGUACGUAAUUGGCUGAGAGAUCAGGUGAUACGGUUGUUAUUUAAUUGGAGAGGAUACAGGUAUUGGAUUUGGUGGGAGGGAUCAUCCUUAGACUGAAAAUUGAAGGGGUUUCCAAUAGGACCAUGGUUUGUACUUAUUUAGGAGUGGGAAUGAGGGGGGGGGGGCACAGGUGUUGACCCCUCUCUCCCCUGUUUUCAUCUCCUAGCUAAUAGGAUUUGCUAUUGUUCACUCUACCCUGUCAUUCAAAGUUCUGGAUUCCGUUUAGAUACUAUUUGAACUUUCUUAUGUCAACAUUAUCCCCAUGGUGUCUGGGAGGCAUUUGAAAACGGUCAGGGAGAGUGGCUAGCUAUUAGCUUUAAGCCUGCUCUAAGCUAUUUAGAUGUUUGGUGUCUUCUGAAGUGUUAGUGUAUCUGAAAGGUACUUUGCACAGGAGACAAUAAAUAAAUACAGAAUGACAAAUGCAACUUGAAUAUUUACAUAAAUCAAACAGUUAUAUAGGAGACAUAUACAGGAUAUACAGUAACAGUCAAAAGUUUGGGCACACCUACUCAUUCAAGGGUUUUUCAUUGUUGUUCUACAUUGUAGAAAAUAGUUAAGACAUCAAUACUAUAAAAUAACACAUGGAACCAUGUAG
Molecule: messenger RNA, 3844 nt
Organism: Oncorhynchus gorbuscha (pink salmon)
Lineage: Eukaryota; Metazoa; Chordata; Actinopteri; Salmoniformes; Salmonidae
Product: transcriptional repressor p66-beta-like
Exons: 12
Coding region: 195-2219 (674 amino acids)
Biological process (GO): negative regulation of transcription by RNA polymerase II
Cellular component (GO): NuRD complex
Molecular function (GO): sequence-specific DNA binding
Source: RefSeq, a predicted model, not a curated record